UCCAUUAUCUCUUCCUGAAUACUUCUCAGGAAUGUAGGUCAUAAACAGAAACAUAUGUGCGUGGCAAAAUAUGACGGGAAUACUAUUGAUCAAGAGAAUGGCAGCCACCAGUGUAUUUCUUUCUAUAUGUCUAGGACUUGGCGUAGUGUUUGGGGGCUUCACGGUGAUCCACAUAGAUACAGAGCCCACUGAAAUCCUCUCUCUCAAGAAAAGCAGAGACAUUGAGAGCACCUUGGUAUUUCACAAAGAUGCAAGUGACGCCCGCUUGAUGUUUGAGUUCCUGCUGGGCGGCCUCAAGAUUGAUGCCAAUCACGUCAUCUCACUACAGGAUGAGGAGUUGGCAUCUAUGGAGCGUGGUCGAUCCUUCACUGCACUCAUGAAUGACCACGUGCCAAAGAGCCAAGCUUCCCUCCAGGAUUUGGGGAUGGAGGUGAGUCUCGAGGUGUUCCCCCUGAAUAUGCACAAAUUUGAGCAGCUGCUGCUGGGAACUGUCUACUCAGCCUACCAGCUACACUUGAGUCACACGGAGGAGGAGAAGCAGGCAUGGGUGGGCAUCUUUGUCCAACUGGCGAAUGCAACUCUUCUGGACUUAAAAAAGAAAUCUCUGCACUGAUCUGGAGAGUAAUGGCAGAAUCCUUAGCGUUGCGCCGUUGAUUGUCCUUUAGCCUGCCUAUAGCAGGGUUUUGAGUUUCUUCCUGGAUGUCUGUCAAAAAAUUGUCAGCUCAGAAUAGAGAUCAUUGCAAUUAUAUUAAUUUUCUCCUUUCAAUAAUAGAUUAAUGAACUGCCCCUUGGACCAAGAUGCAGUGUGGUGGAUGAUUUUGUAUCGGGUGCCAUUUGCCAAAAGGUGUACUCUGUUUUUCUUAUUUCAAUUGUUAUUUUGUAUAAAUUUUUAAGAUGCCAAAUGUAAAAACACUUUAUUUACAGAAGGUAACAAUGUCUUUUUUCAGAUGUUUGUUUUUUGCCUGCCAUAAUGGCAAAGAUCAAGCUUAUGUGAAAAACGACACACUUAAAUAGCCAAUAGGCAAAUAUCUAGCUUAUACAACAAAUACUUGCUUAUAUGCCAAAUAUCUAUCUUAUAUAGUAAAUGUCACACUUUAUGUAACCAAUUGUAUCUCAAAUGCUGUAAGUUGCCUUGGAUGAAAGAGUCAGCCAAUUUAAUAUUAAGAGUAAUAAUGUCAUCAGAUAUCCAGCUUACCUUCAGUCGACAUGGCAAAUAUCAACCUUAAAUGUUAAAAAAGUCUGAAUUAGCAUAAGCGAACCUAAUUUGGGAUAUUCAUAAGAAAUGUAAAAAAUUAUAU
Molecule: messenger RNA, 1298 nt
Organism: Polypterus senegalus (gray bichir)
Lineage: Eukaryota; Metazoa; Chordata; Cladistia; Polypteriformes; Polypteridae
Product: protein FAM180A
Exons: 3
Coding region: 71-613 (180 amino acids)
Source: RefSeq, a predicted model, not a curated record